Pararge aegeria (speckled wood butterfly) is the source of this 1170-nucleotide messenger RNA. It is a transcript of the gene GSTo1, whose product is annotated as pyrimidodiazepine synthase-like. The record is from RefSeq and is a predicted model, not a curated record. The transcript is spliced from 5 exons. The coding region runs from base 99 to 863 and encodes 254 amino acids. Gene Ontology annotation, molecular function: glutathione dehydrogenase (ascorbate) activity; glutathione transferase activity. Gene Ontology annotation, cellular component: cytoplasm. Lineage: Eukaryota; Metazoa; Arthropoda; Insecta; Lepidoptera; Nymphalidae. Gene Ontology annotation, biological process: glutathione metabolic process.
GCUCUUUUGUUAUCAUUUGUCAUUUAGUGAAUUUAGCGAUUGGGUUGUGGUGGUUCCGUAAAAUCAGAUUAUCCAUUAAUUAAAGCCUAGCCUUAAAAAUGUCCGAGAAACAUUUACAAACUGGAGAUGUUUUGCCAGCGAACACCGGUAAAUUGAGACUGUUUGCGAUGAGAUUCUGCCCCUACGCUGAAAGGAGUGUUCUCGUUUUUAACGCAAAAAAACUGGAGUAUGACUUAGUUUUUAUAAAUUUGGAUCACAAGCCAGAAUGGAUUUUUAACUUUAGUCCGAAAGGUACCGUCCCAGCAUUGGAGUAUGAACAAGGAAAGGGUAUAUUUGACAGCAAUAUCAUCAAUGUCUAUCUUGAUGAGAAGUAUCCUGAGGUGCCUCUUCAGGCCUCUGACCCUCUAAGAAGGGCCCAGGAUAAAUUACUUGUGGAGCAGUUUGCAAGUGCUCAAUCUGCGUACUACACUGCUGCAUUUAACCCUCAAGCUGUUGAACCAAGUACACUAGAAAACUACCAGAAGGGCUUAGAAUUACUGCAAAAAGAACUUGAAACUCGUGGUACCAAGUUCCUACAUGGCGAUGAACCCGGCCUUAUUGAUUACACACUGUGGCCUUUCUUGGAGCGCUUUGAAGCCCUGCCGCUGCUUGGCAAAGCGGAGUUUGCAAUUGACAAAUCAAAGUACGAGCUCCUGGUAACUUAUAUGGAGGCAAUGAAAAAUGUGCCCGCUGUUAAAGCAUAUGCCUUAGCACCAGAAACUCAUGCCAAGUUCACUGAAUCUCGUGUGAAGGGAGAUGCCAAUUAUAAUAUGCUGGAUACUAGUGCAGUAUGCUGCAUGCGUCCCAGAAAGAAGAAGGAAUAAAUAACAACAUUACACUUCCAGAAGAUUUAUAUAUGUAACCACAAAAUACGUAUUUGGAUAGUAUACUUACUGCAGUUUAACAAAACAUGUCCCAAGAAAAUUACAUCCUUUAUGACACUUUUUCUUUAUAGUCUGUGCUCUUGUCAAAUGCACUAGAAAAAUCACUGUAAGAUUUAAACAUUUCAGGGUUCAGGAACUGCUCCUAAGAAACUGGGCUCCUGUAAGACUCACUUUUUCAGUUGUAAAAUUGUAAGACCCUGAAAUGUCUGGAUAUCUUGUCAUUUAAAGUUCAAUCAAUACCUUUUUU